GGUUGUGUGGAUAUAGUUGCAGCUUUUUCUCCAGGUCGAAAUGGGAGGUUUGCAUUAUGUCUGUGUUCUGGCUUGCACUUUUUUCGUUUCUCAAGCAAAUGGACUCAAAACGUACCGAGACAUGUUCCCUCAUAAGCAUUCAGUAUCGAUGAAGUUUCCACCGAUCCCCGGUUGGAACCCAGACAGUAACCCGUGGGAUGACUAUCUUUACCCACCCUUCAGUCCCAAGGAACUAACGCGGAGGAAAGGUCAGCCCGUCAAAGUUCGCCUGACCAGUGACAGUCCUGCGAUCAUUGGCUCUAUGGUGUCAUUUACGGCCAAGCUAGAGUACCCACCGUGUCAGAAGGAGGAUGCCAAUGGGGAGCUGGUGUGGGAUGAGCAUUGUCCGGAUGCUAACGGUCAGCUGAAGCAUGGCUAUGUGUUUAACUGGACCUCCUGGCUAGAUGACUACGGCUUUGGAAAGUGUACUGACCUGAAGAGAUGUAAUGUCUUCCCAGACGGGAAACCCUUCCCUCAGAGCAACGACUGGAGACACAAGGGCUACGUCUACGUAUGGCACUCCAUGGGUCAGUACUCUGAGACGUGCGAUGGCUCCUCUUCCACCCUGACAGUGAACACCAGUGACAUCACUCUGGGUCCGGAGCUGAUAGAAGUCAUGGUGUACAGGAAACGUGAGCGCAGGAAGUACAGCCCCCUGGCCACAGACAAGACCGUCUUCUUCGUCACAGACAAGAUCCCAGUGGCGGUGAAUAUUUCCCAGAAGGCAGCAGCCAACCUGUCGGCGAGCGUGUUUGUGCGUGGUGAGGACGUGGUGUUCAGUGUGUCUAUUCACGAUCCCAGUAACUACCUGAAGACUGCCGAUGCCGUCGACUGCAUCUGGGACUUCAAGGACGGCAACCAGCUGGUCACCCAUAGCAACGUGGCCACGCAUGCCUACAGCGCGGUCGGCGAAGUUAACGUGAAGCUGACGGUGGAGGUGGCGAUCAAGAUCCCGUGCCCCCCGCCAACACCGAUGAGUGUUACUUCGCCACAAACUACAGCGGCCCCCACACCUCCCACUGGCACUCACUCCAUCACUAGCAAAAUGGAAACAACCCAUGGUUAUGUGCCAGUCACCACUGCCAGACCCACCUCCAAGGGCCCCAACACACCUGUUCCUGGGACAACGGGCUUCCCGACGACAGAGCCCCUCCCCCCGACGGUGGCUGAUGUGGCCCAGGGGUUCAACCCGACCUCGCUGCUGCCAGCUGUCCCCACCCCUUUGGCCCAGCUCCAUCACAGACACCUGGCGGCCACCGACUGCUUCCGCUACCUCUACGGAACUUUCCAGACCAACAUCACCAUCAUCGAGCACCUAAUCAACAACCAGCCAGCCAAUCGAAUCGUGGACGUGUCUGCUGCCAAGGUGACCAACACUGACAUCAGCUUCCUGGUCAAGUGCCUGGGCAGCACUCCCACCUCAGCCUGCACCAUCGUGUUGGACCCCUCCUGCCGCCAGGUCAGGAACAUCGUGUGUGACGACGUGCCCCCGUCUUUGGGGUGCGAGGUGCGCCUGCGGAGGACCUUCCUGGAGCCGGGGAUCUACUGUGUCAACAUCACCUUGGAGGAUGCCAGCAGUAUGGCCCUCGCCACCACCACCAUCACCAUCAGCAACACUGACCCUGACACACCCGUGUCUAAAGCUCCUCAUGCUGCAGAGGUUGUACUCUCCUCCAGUGCUAUCCUGGUAGCCAUCUUUGCCUUCAUCGCCUACAAGCGCUAUAAGGUCUACAGACCUGUGACGAGGUCCCUGGUGGAGGAUGCCAGUGUCCAUGUUGAGAUCGGGGGUCGUAGGGGCCGGCUGAGGGAGAUCAUAUUCCCCACCAACGAGGAGAGGAGUCGCCUGCUGAUGGACAGACGCCCCGUGUAGACCCACCGUCGGUACUACAGAAGGGAAGCAGAGCGAAAUAAAAUGAA
Salvelinus namaycush (lake trout) is the source of this 1956-nucleotide messenger RNA. It is a transcript of the gene gpnmb, whose product is annotated as glycoprotein (transmembrane) nmb. NCBI's taxonomy places the organism in Eukaryota, Metazoa, Chordata, Actinopteri, Salmoniformes, Salmonidae. Gene Ontology annotation, biological process: cell adhesion. The transcript has 12 exons. The record is from RefSeq and is a predicted model, not a curated record. Gene Ontology annotation, molecular function: integrin binding. Bases 41 to 1909 code for a protein of 622 amino acids.